AUGUCCUCAUUGCGAGCAUCCUCUGCGGCGCGCUCCAUCAUCCGAUCGGCUCGCCUCCCGGUCCAGUCCCGGAGCCUUCAAGUUCUUCCCAGGUUCGCUGAACAGCAUCCUCAAGUCCGAGCACUUUCAUCCACAUUCCCACGACUGUCCAGUCCUCCUUCAUCGCCGUCCAAGAGCCCUUUCGGUGUUGGCAACGUUGAGACGCCUGGCUUCCGACCGCGCCCGUCCGUCAAUGGCCCGGGUGCCGUUCGCAUCGGCACUCUCUUCGCCUCGCUCAUCACGCUCGCGGUCGUUGUCACCGGCUACGGCCUGUACGAGUACUACACCUCCUUCUCAGCCUGGCCAGUCUCGAUCCGCGACGAUCUCCGCGCUGCGCUCAAGGCGCGCAAUCGCGGCGAUGCACGUCGCUCCGAGAACUUCUUCCGCAAAGCGCUGGCCACGGCGCGCUCGAUCAAGGGCGAGCUCAACGAGCCGACGCCGACGCCUAAGGGCCAGCCCGCGGGACUGAAGGGCGAAGCGAUGCUCAAGAUCUCGGGCAUUGCCAUCGCGCUUGCUGCAUUGCUGGAAGGCGAGGGUCGCGUUGUGGACGCUUACGACGUGCUGCAGGACGUUUGGGACGAGAUCAUGCAGACCGGCAUGUACGGAAGGGUGGCGGACGAAAAGGGCGAGAUGCCGAGGACGGAUAGAGACAGGAUGCGCGCUGUGCAGGUUGCUCAGAAGCUCGGUAUGCUCGGUCAGCUGCCCGAGGUGCGAAUCGAGCUGCUGAACCGAGCCAAGCAAGCACCCAUUCAAGACGCCGCAGAGGGCAAGGAUGAUGCCAAGCCGUUCCGAUUCAGCCUCACGGGCACGGCCACCUCGGAGGAUCCUGCUGAGCGCUGGCUUGUGUGGAGUGUCGAAGAGCUAUUCCGUCUCAUUCUACCCGCCGAUGUACACGCCUCUGCACUCGCUGCUGCAGCUGCGGCGCCCACCGCGUCGAAGUCUGCCCCUGCGCCCAAGGCUACGCUGACAGAGGUAGAGCCACCGACGUCGAUCUCGCUUGCAGACCUCGACCUGCCCGCCUGGGUCACCAAGCUCGACGUGCUCAGCUCCGUCGAAGCACUUGGCACGUUCUACGCCGCAAAAAGUGUACCCGAGUUUGCGGUGCCUCUGUAUCUGCAGGCGCUGUCGAUCCUGCUGCCGCCCAGCACUCUCUCGGCCAACCGAAGCGCGCCGACCGCAAGCGAGCGCUGCAAAGCCGGUCUGAUCAUGAACAACCUCUCGCAGCUCCUGUCGGGGUCCAACAUCAAGGACGCCUCCAAGUGGGCACUCAAAGGUCUCGAGAUCACCGACACCACCGUGCAGAAGGCCGGGUUUGAAAGCCAGCCCAGCGCUGGCGUUGAGGUGGUGCAGUCGUCACAGGAGCGCACCAACGAAGUGCGUCUCGAAUGCCUCGGCGUCAAACUCACCCUUUUGUACAAUCUCGGUGUCCUCAGCGACAUGGCGGGCGACAAGUGCUCGGCACGCGUCUACUUUCAGAAGACCUACGCUCUGGCAAGCAAGCUCGAAGGACCCGCCUUCACCGUGGCCAAGAACAAGGCGGCCGAAAGCCUCGCCCGCCUCGAACGCCGAAGUGCCUCCAAGUGA
Moesziomyces antarcticus is the source of this 1623-nucleotide messenger RNA. RefSeq lists its product as uncharacterized. The transcript is spliced from 2 exons. Lineage: Eukaryota; Fungi; Basidiomycota; Ustilaginomycetes; Ustilaginales; Ustilaginaceae. Bases 1 to 1623 code for a protein of 540 amino acids. The record is from RefSeq and is a predicted model, not a curated record.